Vicia villosa (hairy vetch) is the source of this 2012-nucleotide messenger RNA. Its product is annotated as cysteine protease ATG4. The transcript is spliced from 9 exons. Lineage: Eukaryota; Viridiplantae; Streptophyta; Magnoliopsida; Fabales; Fabaceae. Bases 218 to 1681 code for a protein of 487 amino acids. Gene Ontology annotation, molecular function: protein-phosphatidylethanolamide deconjugating activity. The record is from RefSeq and is a predicted model, not a curated record.
GUCGUUUUGCACUUUUUAACUCAGAGUUUUACAUACCUAGAGAGUUGAUAGAAAGAUUGAAGAAAUUGAGUCCCAACCAAGUCUCAUAGCUCAUUUCACGAUCCAAAAAUUCCUCAAUUUUUCAUCCUCCUCCUUCAUCUACACAACCUUAUCUUCAUAUCUGCACAAACUUGGUUUGCUUCUAUGAGCCAGAUCGUAUGUUUUAUGUGGCUUCAUAAUGGUAUUGAAGGAUUUCUGCGAGAGGAUUGUUGCUGCAAAAUGUUCUUCUAAAAGCUCAACCGAGACUGUAGAUAGUACUCAGGUGCCCGCCUCAUCGAAGGCAGGGUCUAGUGAUAGUAAGUUUCCCAAGGCUUCCUUAUGGUCAACCUUCUUUACAUCUGGUUUUUCAGUCGAUGAAACAUAUAGUGAAUCAUCAUCUUCUGAAAAGAAAGCAGUUCAUUCUCGAAAUAGUGGGUGGGCAGCUGCUGUGAGGAAAGUCAUUAGUGGCGGCUCAAUGAGAAGAUUUCAGGAGCGUGUACUAGGUUCAAGCAGGACUGACGUUUCGAUCUCUGAUGGAGAUAUAUGGCUUCUAGGUGUUUGUCAUAAAAUUUCACCGCAUGAAUCAACCGGAGAAGUAGAUACUCGUAAUGUGUUUGCAGAAUUUGAGCAAGAUUUUUUCUCAAAAAUAUUAAUAACUUACCGGAAAGGCUUUGAUGCAAUUGAAGAUUCAAAGUAUACAAGUGAUGUUAAUUGGGGCUGUAUGCUUCGAAGUAGUCAGAUGCUUGUUGCUCAGGCAUUAAUUUUUCAUAAAUUAGGUAGAUCAUGGAGAAAAACUACUGAUAAGCCAGUUGAUAAAGAAUAUAUUGACAUCUUGCAACAAUUUGGUGAUACGGAGGCUGCUGCUUUCUCUAUCCACAAUCUUCUUCAGGCUGGUAAAGGUUAUGGUCUAGCUGUUGGGUCAUGGGUGGGACCAUAUGCAAUGUGUCGUACAUGGGAAGUUCUAGCUAGAAACCAGAGGGAGAAGAAUGAUCAAGGAGAAAAGCCACUUCCAAUGGCUAUUUAUGUUGUUUCUGGAGAUGAAGACGGGGAACGGGGUGGCGCACCAGUUGUCUGCAUUGAUGAUGCCUCCAAACGUUGUUCCGAGUUUUCAAAGGGCUUAGUUGCUUGGACACCUCUACUUUUAUUGGUUCCUUUGGUUCUUGGACUUGAUAAAGUCAAUCUGAGGUAUAUUCCAUUAUUGCAGUCAACUUUUAAAUUUCCCCAGAGCCUCGGAAUCUUGGGUGGAAAACCAGGAGCUUCAACAUAUAUUAUUGGCGUUCAAAGUGAAAAGGCAUUCUACCUUGAUCCACAUGACGUUAAGCCGGUUGUUAAUAUUACCGGGGAUACUCAAGAGCCUAAUACGUCAUCAUAUCACUGCAACAUUAGCAGGCACAUGCCCCUAGAUUCAAUUGACCCAUCUUUGGCUAUUGGAUUUUACUGCCGAGACAAAGGUGAUUUCGAUGAUUUCUGUUCCCGAGCUAUUAAGCUUGCAGAAGAAUCAAAUGGUGCACCGUUAUUCACAGUAGCUCAAUCUAGGAGUCUCUCAAUUCAAGUCACGAGUAGCUCCGUGUCAGGUGACAACACUAUGUUGGACGAUGAUUCUCUUGGUACGAACCUGGACAAUGAUGCAGGCACCAAUGAGGAUGACUGGCAAUUCCUAUAAAUCAUGCAUGACGAUAUGGAUUUAAGUAGGAUUGUUGCUUGAUAAUCAAGACUUCUUACCACUGGCGAGUUUGGUUGAUGCUCGCUCGUCUCGCUCGUCUUUGCAGUGGCACUCUUGAAACGUUGUUUGGUAGGGUUGUAGGAAUUUAAACUCAUUGUGAUUCUUUGGCUUAAAUUGUUUAGACAUUUGUUGAUAUGGCUAACCGGGUAUUGAUUGUACAUUAAACUAGUUGUUUCAUAUUUGUUGAUGUAUCCUUUUAUUGGCUACAAGAAUUGUAGCGGAUAUUACUACCUUGGCAAUGUCAAAUAAGUGGUAGAGUGGUUCAUAUUGA